AUGCGCCGUUCGACCAAUGACCGAGUAAAUGACAAGGCCGUGUCAGCCAUGAGACCGUCAACAGUUGCAGGCCUCUGGGCCAGCCUGAGCUGCUGCUUUGGCUCCGGCGUGCACGCUCGCUCACCCGCACCACGCUCACCCGUGUCAGACAAGAGCGUCAUCGAGGUUGACGUGGCCAUUGUCGGCGGAGGUGCCGCUGGCUGCCACGCCGCCGUUCGCCUCCGAGAAGACUUCAAGAAGAGCAUCCUGGUCAUCGAGAAGGCGGCGAGACUCGGCGGCCACGUACACGCGUAUCAACCACCGGGCGGGGGGCGCCCCGUCAACUAUGGCGUGCAGGCGUAUCUGAACCGGCCCACGACCAGGGCCUUCUUCAAGCGCUUCAACGUCGGGUUGGUCGAUCCGGACUUUGGCAGCUACAUCAACCUGCUGCUGCUGACCAAGAACGUGGACUUCAAGACGGGCAAGAUGGUGGACGUCAAGUACGGCCCUGUUGAUCCCGUUGGGGUCCCCAUCGGCCUGCUCCGGUACUUUGAGCUGGCCGUCAAGUAUCAGCCCUGGUUCGAAAACGGCUACUUUAUGCAGGGCGAAGUGCCGGAGGAUCUCCUCCUCCCCUUUGGCGAGUUUCUCAGAAAGCACCGUCUCGAGGAUGCCUUGGGAAUCCUGCGCAAUCUUCUGUGGCUGUCGGACGCUCUCCACACGCCCACCUGGACCGUCAUGGCUGUGGUGGGAGAGCCGCAGAUCAGAGCGUUCGGCCUCGGCCUGACGGGGCCUUCCUUCAAGUGGCCCGCGACGCACUCGUCCGAGACGCUCUUCGACCGCGUGCUGGACCUGAUUCGGGACGACGUCCUUCUCGAGAGCACCGUUGCGAGCAGCCAGCGCACUGACAACGGCGUCGUCCUGACUGUCAAGACGCCGUCGGGGCUCAAGACGGUCAAGGCGAAAAAGCUCCUCAUCGCAGCCACGCCGUCUCCCGACAACAUCGGCCCAUGGGACCUGAGUGAUCAAGAAAACGACGUCUUUUCCAAGUUCUCGUGGGAAACGCUGUUUGUCGGCGUCGUCAACAACACGGGGAUGCCUUCCCAGGUCACGUCCCUUCGCAACACCCCGAACGCACCGAGCGAGUACUUCCUCCCGCAUGGAGACUUCAAUGACGCGUACGUGCGAUCCCCCUCGGGCGACAUCCGAGACAUCUGGACGACUCGCGUUAUUGGCACGGCCGGACUCGGCGACGCAGAAGCGCGAGAGAUGCUCUUGCAGCCUCUCGCCAGGAUCAAGGAAGCCGGCACAUACAGCAUUGCCGCACCUGGGGUGCUGGCAUCCGCCUCCCAUGGUGCAACGGUGCCCAAAGUACCUGCCGAGGAGCUCAAGGCCGGUUUCUACAACAAGCUGUACGCUCUGCAGGGCCAGCGGCGCACGUACUGGACCGGUCUCACCUUUGCGCCCGACUACACUCCCAUCUUGUGGGAUUUCAACGAGAAACUGUACCCGAAAAUCCUGGAGGGGUUGUAG
Messenger RNA from Ustilaginoidea virens, 1509 nucleotides. RefSeq lists its product as uncharacterized. Bases 1 to 1509 code for a protein of 502 amino acids. The record is from RefSeq and is a predicted model, not a curated record. The transcript has 2 exons. NCBI's taxonomy places the organism in Eukaryota, Fungi, Ascomycota, Sordariomycetes, Hypocreales, Clavicipitaceae. Gene Ontology annotation, molecular function: oxidoreductase activity.